Quercus robur (English oak) is the source of this 1041-nucleotide messenger RNA. RefSeq lists its product as uncharacterized. Bases 1 to 1041 code for a protein of 346 amino acids. The transcript has a single exon. The record is from RefSeq and is a predicted model, not a curated record. Lineage: Eukaryota; Viridiplantae; Streptophyta; Magnoliopsida; Fagales; Fagaceae.
AUGGCGAUGAGAUGGUUCGAUGGCCUCAAGCCAAACUCCAUAAACUCUUUUAAGCAACUGACGCAGGCUUUCGGUUCUCUCUUCAUAACUAGCAGCAAGGUCCCUCGGCCCUUAGAUUCCCUCCUAUCCUUGUCCAUGCGAGAAGGAAAGACCCUAAAGGCCUACUCAGACAGAUAUUGGGAAGUGUAUAAUGAGAUAGAGGGAAAUUACGAUGACGUCGCCAUUAGCACAUUCAAGAAGGGCUUGCCGACAAAGCAUGGUUUAAGAAAGUCCCUGACUGGGAAACCGGUCACUAGUGUGCGCCAACUCAUGGACAGAAUCGACAAGUACAAGAGAGUCGAAGAGGACCAGCAAACGGGAAAGGGAAAAACGAAGGUUGUCCCUCAAGAGAGGAGGGACUUCAGGUCAGACCGUUUUAAUAACAGUAACCGACCGAGAAGGGAUUACUCGAAGCAGUCUGGAUCCACAUGGGCACAAGCAGUCCAUGCUGUGUUCCGAGAACCAUUACAUAAGAUCCUAGGGAAAGUGAAGAACAAACCAUUCUUCCAAUGGCCCAGUAAGAUGGCAGGCGACCCCGCAAGACGUAACCAGAAUUUGUAUUGCGAGUAUCACCAAAAGCCGGGCCACACCACCGAUGAUUGCAGGAACUUGAAAAAUCACUUGGAUCGUCUGGUCCGAGAGGGAAAGUUGAGACAUCUAUUGCAUCACCUUGUUGGAUGGCAGGAGCAGUCGAACAUCGAAACAAGGCAAAGUACAUUGAGGUCACCCAUUGGCACGAUAAAUGUCAUUCUUGCAGCACCAAGAAGGACUGGCUGCCAUCCUUUUAGAGUAAUGUCGGUGGGCCGACUCCCCGCUGAAACUAACGACUGGGAGUCCAAGAGGGCUAGAAGGGUGGCCACGCCCCUAAUCAGAUUCUCGGAUGAGGACAAACUGGGAACCCUCCAGCCCCACGACGAUGCUCUAAUCGUCACGCUCAGGAUUGGGGGAUAUGAUGUGAAGAGGGUGCUAGUCAAUCAGGGCAGCGCCGUGGAAGUAAUGUAG